GCCCGUCGCAGGCGGCGGGAGAGAGGGCGGGGAAAAGGGGCCUCGCCGCGGGAGGAGCGGCGCGGUGUCGGCAACAUGGCAGCGUCCAGCCGUGCCCAGGUGCUGCGGCUGUACCGCGCCCUGCUGCGGGAGAGCCAGCGCUUCGGCAGCUACAACUACAGGGAGUCAUGGAACACAGAACUAUCAAACAGCCUCAAGAUUGCUGCCCCUUUUUCUUGUGGGAACUUCAAUUUACCAGAUGUCUGCUGGGAAUAUAAUGCCACAGAGAGGAAGGAGUCUAGGAGGUUCCUGGAGUGUGUGGAGGAUAAAUUCCUAAUGCAGCUGGUGAGGGAACCAGACAGGGAAGGCACCCCACUGGAUCUGUUGUUUGCCAAGAGAAAAGGAGUGUUGUGUGAUGAGAAGAUUGGAGGACGCCUUGGGCACAGCAGUCCUGAAAUGACAGAGUUAGCAAUUCUCGCAGAAGUAAGGAGGAGGAUCAGCACAACUGAUCCCCCUUGGACUUCCAGAGGGCAGAUUUGGGCCUGUUGAGGAGACCUGUUCAGAGAGUCACCUGGGGGACAGCAGUGUCCAGGAAGGCUGAACAUUCUUCGGGACAGAAAUCUUCAAGGCACAGGAGCAGACUGUCCCCAUGUGCUGGAAGAUGAGCUAGCAGGGAAGAAAAGCAGCCUGGCUGAACAGAAAGCUUUGGAGGGAACUCAGGAGAAAAAAAAAAUUAGUUUACAGAGUUUUUGACCUGUAGAGGAAAUGGCAGACUAUGCCAGAGAGCUCCAUGGAUGUCGUGAAAUUAUGCAGAGAGAAAAUUAGAAGAGCCAAACCCUAGCUGGAACUUUAUCUGGCUACUGCCAUAAAAGAAAAUAAAAAAUGUUUCUAUAGAUAGAUCAGCAACAAAAGAAAGGCUAAGGAGACGUCCAUCCUGUGUUAGUUGCAGAGGUAAACAUAGUGACAAAGGAUGAGGGAAAGGCCAAGGUACUUAGCACCCCCCUUUGCUUCAGUCUGAAUAGUGAGACUUCUCUAGAUAACCAGUUCUAGAAUAGAAAGUUCUAGAGUAGAAAGCUUCUAGAAUAGAAUUUUUUUAAAACCACUCUUUUAUAGAAAUCAGUUUCUUUCUCUUACUCCCAGCAUACCUUGUUUGGUCACUUUAAUGGGGAAAUCUUACUUUGCUUUUAGUCUCUGUGCUAUAGAAUCCUGUCAGUGUUAUAUUUUGCACCUUCAUCACUUAGGUAUUUUAACAGCAGUGUUAAAAUUUUAUGUGUGACAGUUAUCCAAGCUGAAUAAGCCUUUUGCUCACUGGAUAUCCUAAUGAAGUUUGUGAUUGACAAGGACUGCCAGCAGACUGUUUGUUCAUGUUUCUGUGUGUCGGGCAGGGAAAAAAGUGUAAAGGGUAAUUAAACAAAAAAAAGUUCGAGACAAUAAUGAGAAAAGAGAGGCAUGGUCUUCUGACCAAAAUGGUAGUUUGUAACUGAGAAAAGAAAUGCAGGAAAAAAAUGAAGUUGUCAGUUCUGUCCAGCAGAGAUAUCUUACUUCUUUGUAGGUGUACGGUGACAGAAUUCCAGUUUAUAUUAUCUGUUUUUCCUCAGCUCUGCAAAGAAGGCAAAUAACUUAUUUUUUGUUCUCAUA
Ficedula albicollis (Collared flycatcher) is the source of this 1617-nucleotide messenger RNA. RefSeq names its product LYR motif containing 4 (gene LYRM4). The record is from RefSeq and is a predicted model, not a curated record. The transcript is spliced from 2 exons. Gene Ontology annotation, biological process: iron-sulfur cluster assembly. Bases 76 to 528 code for a protein of 150 amino acids. Lineage: Eukaryota; Metazoa; Chordata; Aves; Passeriformes; Muscicapidae. Gene Ontology annotation, cellular component: mitochondrion; L-cysteine desulfurase complex.